Molecule: messenger RNA, 1545 nt
Organism: Phyllostomus discolor (pale spear-nosed bat)
Lineage: Eukaryota; Metazoa; Chordata; Mammalia; Chiroptera; Phyllostomidae
Gene: NKX1-1
Product: NK1 homeobox 1
Exons: 2
Coding region: 1-1326 (441 amino acids)
Biological process (GO): cell differentiation; regulation of transcription by RNA polymerase II
Cellular component (GO): nucleus
Molecular function (GO): DNA-binding transcription factor activity, RNA polymerase II-specific; RNA polymerase II cis-regulatory region sequence-specific DNA binding
Source: RefSeq, a predicted model, not a curated record
AUGAGCGCGAGCGGCCCGGCGGCUCCCGGGGACGGCCCCGCUCUGCCGCCGGUACCGCCGCCGGCACCCGGCCCGGGGCCCGCACCGCCCGCACCCGCCGCCGCCGCCCGGGACACCAUGGACGGGCGCGCCGAGCUGCCUGCCUUCCCCCGGGCCGGAGCCCCGCCGCUGGCUGCCGGUGACACGGCGCCCGCGGCGCCCGAGGGAGCUGGGGUGGCCCGCCCUGCCCCACCGCCGCGCCCCACCUCUUUCUCGGUGCUGGACAUCCUGGACCCCAACAAGUUCAACAGCAGAAGACGCCGCUGUGUGCUGCUGGGCCCCGUGGCGCCCAGCGCGUGCGCCCCGGCCCCGUGCGCCCCGGUCCCCGCCGCCACGGGGCGUCCGCCGCGCGCAGAGGAGCUGGAGCGCCGCGCCCUCGCCGCGGCGGGAGGAGCUGGAACCGCCACCGGAGCCGAGCCAGCGCACGCCGGCGACCCCUACCAGGCGGACGAGGCCGAGGCCAACGGCUACAGCAGCGGCGGCCGCAGCCCGAGCGCGGACAGCGGGGAGGAGGCUCCGGACAACGAGGACCAGGCGCCCGAGCCGGGGGCGGCGCGCAGCGCGGAGGAGGCGCGAGGAGGCGGGGGCGGCCUCGCGGCCCGCGGGUCGGGCUGCCCAGGUGCGGUGGAGGCCGAGGAGGCGCCUGGCACCGUCGACGAGGCCGCGGCGCCCGGCCCCCGGGGAAACUCACCCGGAGCCCAGGCCCCGCCGGGGGCCUCAGCGGGGACACCGGCGCCGGGGGGCGCGGGGACGACCCCGCAGGGCACGGCCGGGUCCACCAAGCCCAAGCGCAAGCGCACGGGCUCCGACUCCAAGUCCGGGAAGCCGCGGCGCGCGCGCACCGCCUUCACGUACGAGCAGCUCGUGGCGCUUGAGAACAAGUUCAAGGCGACGCGCUACCUGUCGGUGUGCGAGCGCCUCAACCUGGCGCUGUCGCUCAGCCUCACCGAGACGCAGGUGAAGAUCUGGUUCCAGAACCGCCGCACCAAGUGGAAGAAGCAGAACCCGGGCGCCGACACCAGCGCCCCGACCGGCGGCGGCGGGGGCCCGGGGCCCGGCGCAGGGCCGGGAGCGGGGCUGCCCGGCGGCCUCAGCCCCCUCAGCCCGUCGCCGCCCAUGGGCGCGCCGCUCGCCAUGCACGGCCCGGCGGGGUACCCGGCGCACGGCCCCGGCGGCCUGGUGUGCGCCGCGCAGCUGCCCUUCCUGUCGAGCCCCGCGGUGCUGUCGCCCUUCGUGCUGGGCUCGCAGACCUACGGCGCGCCCGCCUUCUACGCCCCGCACCUCUGAGCGCGGCCCGGGUGGCCGCUUGGUGAGGUGCGGCCGCUGACUGUACAGCCGGUUGCCACGGAAGAGUUUUAAAUUUAUAAACGACUGUCCGCGUCGGGCCGCCCCGCUUGGAAGCACUUUGCCGAACUUGUUCAAUCAAUAAACCGCAGGAGGCCGCGCCCGCGUCCCUCCGGCUCCGGCGCCGCCCGCGCCCGGUCCUCCUGGCUGCCCUUCCUUGGG